Molecule: messenger RNA, 3773 nt
Organism: Puntigrus tetrazona (Sumatra barb)
Lineage: Eukaryota; Metazoa; Chordata; Actinopteri; Cypriniformes; Cyprinidae
Product: growth arrest-specific protein 1
Exons: 2
Coding region: 1366-2202 (278 amino acids)
Biological process (GO): regulation of cell cycle
Source: RefSeq, a predicted model, not a curated record
CUAAUUUUUUUUUGCUUAAUAUUCCUUUAAAAAUAACAUUUUAAUAAUCUUUUUUAUUAGUAAUAGUAGUGUUGUCAUUAGAUUAAUUAAUAUUUAUAUCAAACUAUUUUUUUUUUUCCAUCUGCAUUUUGGGCCCCACGUCAGUCGAUGGGUACCGUCGUACGAUUGGUUGCCUUCGUUCUUCAAAAUAUCUUCUUUUUUUGCGUUCUACGGAUUAAAUAAACGGGUUUGAAACGCCGCGAAGGCGAUUUUCGUUUUGGGAUGAACUGUCCCUUUAACGGUCCUAAAACACUCUCCGUUAUUAUGCAAAUGUAAUUUCUUCGUCGUUUUGGGUGAAAUGAGACGUGUCUCUGGAGCCUGACCCAUCCCCGCCAGGCCUGCUCCGGUCUGAAGGUGUUUCUUACAGCAGUAGUGACUUCAGGGAGUCUUGAAGGGCUUACGGGAGCAGGAGUGGUUCACACCCUUCACCUUUGACCUUUCAUCGAGUGGUGCCGUUUCGUGCAGGUGGUUUGGUGUUGUCGUGAUGCAGCUGUUGACCUCUUUUCUUUCUGGUCGUUCCCUCUUAAGGAGACUCCGAGUAAUGAUUUCUAACGCUGUGCUGCUGGACGGAGGCUUUUGUCGUCUUUUGAGCGAAGCCGUGCAGGGAUUUGGUUUUUGAAUAUAAGCUGUAAACAUAAAGCAAUAUUUACAUCUCUGAUCUACGGGACAGAGCUGACAGCCAAUUAACGCGAAGGGUUAAACCGACUUUCCUGUCCGUUUUAUUUAACCCGUUAGAUUCUAAUCUAUUUUUUGUCGUUCGUUUUACUUAUGCCCUUGAUAGUCGUUUCCGCUCUGGACUGCAUAAGUAACGUAAUUACCAAUGUAAUGCAUUUAUGUAAUUAAUCUUCUGUAAUUUCCAGACCUUGCUGAUUUUUGACUGUUGAAACUGUAAUAAAUAUAUUUGUACAAAGAUCGUGAUGCCUAAUUCCAGCUUCUGUGUGGUGUUUUCGCAGCGCAGUAGUUUCUGCCCACUAGAUGGAGACAUUGGACACGAGUCAGGCGCUUCACUCACACACUUUCACGAAGCAUGUAGGAGGUGAGCUCUGCCAAAAACGGUGUUACUAUGCAAUCCCCCGUCCGCUCACCAAUAGAACAACAGAAUGCGUAAUGAAGAGAGGAGUUUCAGAGGAGGAGGGGUCUCCGAGCGUAAAUGCGCAGCCGAGCGUGAAAGAGCCGGAGGGACAAAGACGAGCAGCAUGCAACAGGACUCCGAGAGCAGAGAACGCGCUCCAAACAACAUGCAAACGCUGAAGGAUUCUUGAGGAUAUGCUUUAGAAAUGCGCGGCCGGAGAGCAGCGAACAGAACACAACUUGGGGAGUAAACGCAUGCUUCUCUGUGACGCACCAUGCCGUGCUUUCACGGAUCCAUGCAAGCAUGCACCUAAUCUGAGCUGGCAGGGAAAAAUGAAGAGAUGCAUCCUUCCCGUCGCGUUCCUCUCGCUGGCGAUGAUGCUGGACGCGCAGAUGGUUUGCUGGCAGGCGCUGAUGCGAUGCCACGAAGAACGCGAUUGCGAGCUGGCGUAUAACCAGUAUUUGGCGGCGUGCGACGGGAUCAUCCGCGGGAGUAGACGCCAGUGUCCGAGCCACUGCAUCAGCGCCCUCAUCCGCCUCAACCAGACCGCAAACGGCCCGUUUCUGGAGACCUGCGACUGCGGGAUGGACCACGAGUGCUUCAGAGCCAAACGGGCCGUGGAGCCCUGUCUGCCGCGGACGCAUCCGGGCGGCGCCGAUGGGAUCGGGUGCACCGAGGCGCGCCAGCGGUGCGAAGACGAGCCCGGCUGUCAGUCAUCGCUCACCGCCUACCUGUCCCACUGCGGUCAGCUGUUCAACGGGAGGAAGUGUUCGUCUCGGUGCAAGUCCACCAUCGAGGAGCUGCUCUUCAUGCCCAGCGGAGUGCUGCUCAAUCAGUGCGUCUGCGACGGUCUGGAGAGGCCCUUUUGUGAGGUGGUCAAACAGAACAUGGUCAAACUGUGCUCGAUGGGAGACCACGGCGCGCCGGCGGACCACGACGCGCUGGACGACGCGUACGAGGACGAGGACUACGAGGCCAGGCCCACGGAUGCUGAUGCGGUGAUGUCGUUCACGAGCGCUUCGGCUCGUUCUCAGCACGUGGUUUUGCCGUGCAUCGCGUUUGCUCUGGCACUCACGCUUUGGAGUUGCUGACUUUGGUGACCCCCGGAGCACAAAACCAGUCGUGAGGCUCGCCGUUUGAACGUCCGUUUGUUAGGACGGGAGUAUAUUUGGAGGCGAUGCAACUAUUUAAAAAACUGGAAUGUGAGGGUGCAACAAAAUCGAAAUAUUGAGAAAGUCACAUUUAAAGUUGAAGUUCUUAGCAAGGCGUAUUAAUAAUCCAGCUCGUUAGGAUAGGACAGGAUUCGGCUGCGAUGCAGCUAUUUGAAAAAAUCUGGAAUCUUAGGGUGCAAAAUAAAAUCUAAAUGCUGAGAAAGUUUGACGUUUUGAGGCUGACGGGCAACUUUUGGAUCACUGUUGCAGUAAACGCUCAAUCAACAGUUAUCUAAAUGAUCCAGAUAGACAUUUGCUACCCGUUCUUGAUUGAAAAGUGCUCAAGCGACAUUGUAUCAUCAGCCUUAGAAAUGCAUAAAACUAAUCAAAAAUAAAGCUGCGAUAUAUUUUCGGUAGGAAAGUAUGGCACAUGAUCUUUCCUUAAUGUCCUAACCGUUUUUUGCCAUUUUGACCCACACUGCUGUGCUACUCAUGACUGCUUCUGUGCUCCAGAAACGCAUUUGUCCGUCCUGAAGCAUCAUCUCUCAUUAGUUCACGAAGCCGGACUUGAAGUGUCUCGAGGCAAACAGUGGACGCACGUCGAGGGCUUGCACAGCGGACGCUCAUUGUACUCGCAUCUUACUUCAAAUAUUUGCAGUGCGCGGGCACAUAAAGGAGCCGGUUCGGGGAUCAAGUGCUUCAUUUAGGUGGAGAGGCCCUUCAGAAGCUGUUAAACGCUCUCGUUCUCUCUCACACUUGUGUUUCAUUGGUUUGACCUCGUCCUCUGAACUAUCAGGUCUUGGAUAUGAGCGUUUGACAGCAUGCACGCCAUUACAUUCGACUCGAGUAUCUCUAUUGUUCAUGUAUGCUGGAAAUCAACACCAAGUGCCUGACGACUGUCUGUAUUUUCGGGUUUUCAGUAACGCUUUACUUAAAGCCUUUAAAUGAUAAUGCAUUGUAAGUUUCAAUUAAAUUUCAAUGCAUGCAUUAAGCCUUGAAAUGCACACAGAGCAUGCACUGUAUGUUCUCUUGAAGAAACUGCGGUUAUAAACACAUUCACACACACCUUCAGAGAUUACAGUGCAUUUUAACUCUGGUUGUAUUUAUGAAAUACAGUGUACAUUAUGACUACCUUUGUAAUGCAUUAUCCCACAAGGCUUUAAGUAAAAGGUUACAGAUUUUCCAUUUUUGCAUAUAAUGAAUUAUUAGUAGCAGAAGCACACUCUACGCAAGUAUAUGAACACCAACGUAAACACAUCCUCAGUGAUGCUCUUCUAUGGUGAGUCUUCUCUUUUCGGUCAUUGCUUUGAAGAGAAUCUCGCAUAAUUAAGAUAAUCAAGCAGUCGAUGAUCGUGGUAGCUACUUGAAAGCUGAAUGAAACCUUGCGUAGAGUGUUUCUGGUUUAAUAUUCCUCGAACUUCUCAAAGGGUCUUGAAGUUUGUACAGAAAAAGAAUUUAUUUAUACAUUUUUUUGGAAUAAUUAAGAAAAUAAAAGUCAUGCUGAAAUGUAA